AUGAUUCCUGAUUCAGUUCAAGGAGCUGUUAAAUGGAUUACAUAUACGAAUCCAGUCGUUACUAACUCAGUACAAGGGUUUAAUUCAAUGCUAAAUUGGGUUGGAAUAACAAGUUCUAGUGAAAAACAAAAAAUUAUGAAGAUGGAGAAUCAAAAUAUAUUUCAAAUGCUUGGAAAAAAUAUCUAUAUCUAUAAAAUGGCCGGCCUUUUAGGAGCAUCUGCUGUUAUAUUAGGAGCUUAUGGUGCUCAUGUUGUAGCUCAUAAAGCUAACCCUGAAGAAAUAAGAAAUUUUGAAACAGCAAAUCGGUAUCAUUUUUACCAUACUUUUGCAUUAUUUGGUGUACCAUUUUGUCGUUUUCCUAGAAUUACUGGGGCACUCUUUAUUAGUGGAACUUUAAUAUUUUGUGGUACAUGUUAUUACAACGGACUGACAGGAGAUAAAACAUUCAACAAAUAUACACCCACUGGGGGUAUGUUAUUAAUUGCUGCUUGGAUGUCAAUGAUUCUUUAG
Messenger RNA from Macrosiphum euphorbiae (potato aphid), 510 nucleotides. The record is from the annotation of a GenBank genome assembly. NCBI's taxonomy places the organism in Eukaryota, Metazoa, Arthropoda, Insecta, Hemiptera, Aphididae.